Messenger RNA from Xiphophorus maculatus (southern platyfish), 3199 nucleotides. RefSeq names its product A-kinase anchoring protein 17A (gene akap17a). Bases 139 to 2097 code for a protein of 652 amino acids. The record is from RefSeq and is a predicted model, not a curated record. The transcript has 7 exons. NCBI's taxonomy places the organism in Eukaryota, Metazoa, Chordata, Actinopteri, Cyprinodontiformes, Poeciliidae.
GCACUGCAUUCAUUUUGGUGCUGUGUUUAAGUCUCUAUGGGUGAUUUCUGUUCUGCGGUGUUUGGCUCGCUGUGCUGCUUUACAGUAGUAUCGCCGCUGUUUUAGCAGGAGUGUAGCUGAUGUUUGCUAUCCGCAGCAAUGACCACCACCAUCGUGCAUGACACCACGGAGGCGGUGUGCCUGUCUGCCGAGCACAACCUGUACCUGAAGCCCAUCGCCAAAAUGACCAUCAGCGUUGCUCUGCCGCAGCUCAAGCUGCCGGGCAAGAGCAUCUCCAACUGGGAGGUGAUGGAGAGAGUGAAGGCCAUGGUGGCUCCGGAGCAGUUUUCAGCCCUGCGGAUCUCCAAGAGCACCCUGGACUACAUCCGCUUUGAGGGGGAGGUGGAAAACAAAACCGUGGUAAAGAGCCUGUUGACCCGUCUGGAUGGAAAAACCAUAAAACUCAGCGGGUUUACUGAUGUCCUCAAGGUUCGUGCAGUAGAAAAUAAGGUGGAUUUCCCCACACGUCAUGACUGGGACUCCUUUUUUCGUGACGCCAAGGAUAUGAAUGAGACUCUGCCGGGAGAAAGGCCGGAUACCAUCCACUUGGAAGGGCUCCCAUGUCGCUGGUUCAGCCAGAGAAACAGCCAGUUCCCGGACCGGCCGUCUGAAGCGGUCCUCACUGCUGUAUUCCAGGCGUUUGGCAAGGUUCGGCAUGUCGACAUCCCCAUGCUGGAUCCGUACAGGGAGGAGAUGCUGGACAAGAACUUCAGUACUUUUAGCUUCGGGGGUCACCUGAACUUUGAGGCUUAUGUUCAGUAUCAGGAAUACUGCGGUUUCACCAAGGCUAUGGACUCUCUGCGAGGCAUGAAGCUGAUGCUGAAAGGAGACGACGAAAAAGCUGUGGCCUGCAACAUUAAGGUUAUAUUUGACACCAGCAAGCACCUGAGCGACGCAUCCAUCAAGAGAAGAAACCAGGAGAGGCUGAAGCUGCAGGAGCUGGAGAGACAGAGGGAGGAGCAGAAAAGAAGGGAGAAAGAAGAGGAGGAACGGCGGAAGGAGGAAGAGAGGAAACAGAGGGAAAUGGAAGAGGAGGAGAAGGAGAGGAAGAAGGAGGAGAGGAUCCGAAAGCGAGAGCAGAAGCUGCGGGAGAAGGAGGAGCGGAGGAAUCUGAAGAAGGUGAAGAGGCAGCAGGAGCAGGAGCAGAAGAAGCUGCAGGUGAAGAUCGCCAUGGAGGAGAGAAGGCUGCUGCUGGCUCAGCGAAACCUGGAAUCAAUACGUCUCAUUGCUGAGCUGCUCGCCCGAGCCAAGAUCCUAAAGCAGCAGCAGCAGGAGAAGGAGAUGGCUGAACGCAAAGAGCAGGAGAAGCUGGAGCAAGCGCGUCAGAAGGAGGAGCUGGCCCGUCUCCAGCAGCUGGAGGCCUGUCGGCUAAGGCAGGAGCAGGAGCUGCGGCGGGUGGAGGUGGAGAAGCAGCGGGCGCUGGAGCUCCAGCGGAAGGAGAAUGAGCUGAGGGAGAGGCUGCUUUGCAACCUUAUCAAGAAAAGCACAGUGGCUGCAGAUCCGCACGACCUGGCCGCCCCCCCGACAAAAGAAGCGGCUCCCGAUUUUAGCGAUGUGAUGCUCGGAGUCCUGGGUCGGGUCAAUGGGGUGAAGACAGAUGAAGGCAAAGAAAAACAAGUGUCUAGAUCCGUGCAAUCUGAACUUCUGGAGAAAAACCAAUCAAAGGAGAGACGAGGAAGGGAUGAAAAGAAGGAAGAGUUUGUUCGAUGCGCGCACAGCGGGGAACAAGGCUGUGAAAGGAGCUCGCACAGUCGAGGGGGAAGGAGGCGUUCCCAAAGUUCCAGUAGAAAGAGGCGGAGCUCGAGCCGGCGAAGGAGGAGUCACAGGACAAGCGACGGCCAUCACCGGGAAAGGAGGCGCAGUAGCAGCAGGAGCUCCAGCAGGGGGAGGAGCCUAAGCAGCAGUGGGAGGAGCCACGGCAGGGGGAGGAGCCAAGGGCGUAAUCACACCAGGUACAGCAGACGAAGGAGUAAGGACUGCAGGAGUCACAGUCACCACAACCGACGAUACCGAAGGCACAGCGAUAGCAGGGGGCGGAGCCACUCCAGGGGAUACUGAACGCAGCGGAGCAGCUUCACUCACGUCUCCCGUUUCUCUGCACGAGCCUGAAGUUCAGCAAGCUACAGAGGGAACGCAAGAGCUUAAAAUAUGUACAGAACAUAGUUUUUUUUCAUAGGUAAAACUUGAAACGUCAUCACCAAAUUGUUACCAGUUGUUCAAAUAAGUCUUUGUUGUUGAUUCACCAUUUUUAUUUUGUACACUUGUGUUGUUUGUUUUUUUGGUUUGAGAUUUCCUGACAAAAUUUUCAAAUAAGAAAACCUAGCAGAGUAUUAUAAUCUGGUUUAACUGUGACAGUUUCAUAAAUUAUAUAAGAUUCUUUUUUUUUUUUUUUUGACUGAAACUAGUCUUCAAAACACUUCAUUUAAUUUCUCAAGUAUUUCUUUUUUCCUUAUUGCCUAACUGUGGAAAAUACACCAAUAGGUUCAUAUUGGUUUCAAAUUCUCAUUUAAAUCAGUUUAUACAGUUUUCUCCUCUACAUGUUUUUCCUCCUACAGGUGUGUGGACCGCUGGAUUAUAAGUUUCCUUCUGCUCUGCUGCAAACAAAUGUUUCAGAAAUAUCAAGCUUAUAUUUUAAAAUGUAUGCAACAUCAGCUUUUGUUUUAACGUAGAGCAUGACCGUUUUCUUAAUGGUGUGAGCCUAAAACAAAAAAAAACCUAAUGCUGACUGCCGCUAAAAUGAAUGUCACAUUUAUGAGAAAGAUUCUGCAUCUUUUAUUAUUAUUGCAAGAUUUAAGUGAUUUUUAGAAAAGGCUCAGUCAGGUGACUUUAGCUUUUGUCCAAGUUAAAACAAGUUAAUCAGUUUUACUGGGGAUAAAUCCACUACAGGCAACAGAUGAUUAUCAUAAGUGGCUGCUUUCUAAAGUUUAAAAUGAAAAAAUGCAGACAGAAAAGUGAUUUCAUCCUUUCUUUUACCUAUAAACAUUGUGUUGGAUACAUUUUUUAACUGGUCUUUCAGCUGAACUUGAAGAAACUGGAUGCUUGUUUUGUUGACAUUGCUUGUCAUGGAAAAGAGAGUUCUGUAUGUGCUUGUGGGUCACCCUGAACAUGUCUUGCACACACUGGAAGUGGUUAAAAAUAAAGAUUUUAAUUUGACAAACUU